AUGCCGCUCAAAAUGUUUGUUAAUAAAUACAUUACAUUUCAUACAAUCUGUGCUGUAUAUUAUGUAGUUGUAGUUGGGCAACAAGAGAAAGAAAGCAAAUUCGGCGAGAUAGUAAAGAGAACAGUUAUCGCCGCUGCACAUACAUGUAUGGACCAUGUCAACGCCACAGCCAAAGACCUGGAGCACCUCCGUGAUGAGCCACCCUAUCCAGAAACAUCAGCUUGCAUCGUUAAAUGCUUACUUGAAAAGAUCGGUGUUGUGAAAAGCAACAGAUAUUCGAAAAUGGGUUUCAUGACCGCCGUAACACCUCUAGUGUUCACAAACAAAAAGAAAAUGGAACACAUGAAAACAGUAUCGGAAAACUGCGACAAAGAGGUAAAUCACAAACAUGAGACGCCAUGUCAACUCGGGAAUGAGGUCACUACAUGCAUCUUUAAAUACGCCCCCGAGCUACAUUUUAAGUCUUAA
Spodoptera littoralis (African cotton leafworm) is the source of this 468-nucleotide messenger RNA. Lineage: Eukaryota; Metazoa; Arthropoda; Insecta; Lepidoptera; Noctuidae. The record is from the annotation of a GenBank genome assembly.